AUGGCCGCCCUGGCGGGGGCGCAUCAUCCCCAAAGUGCGGGACCGCCGUCUCCGCUGCCCCUGGCCCUCCGCCACCCCUGGGUAUCCAGGCGGUCGGCAGCCUGGUCCCACUGGAGCCGGUGGGACCACAAACUCCCCGGGAACAUCCGUGGCAGGGAGCCACCGCCACCCUCCUCACCAAGCGUCCCCCUCGGCCCUCAGCAGAGCCCGGGGCGCGGCUCGUUGCGCCCCUCAGCGCUGGCCGGGGCAUCUCGCAUCCCCCCCGCUGCUCUCUGCUGCCUGGAGCGUGAUUCUGUUCUGCUCCUUUUGUCACUAGCACGCUUCAAACGAUUUAUGAAAACUUUUGGAGCCGUGCUGCUCUGUGGUGUAUUUAUUGUUCAUCCAGAAGACCCACUUAUAUUUUUAGAAGAAAAGCUCAGAGAAAUAAAGGCAAAGGGAUUAGAUACUAUGACUAAAGAAUUGUGUGACUUUUACAGCAGAAACUUAAUGAAGCUUUAUUUUGGAAGAUGGAUAAAAUAUAAUUUGCUGGAAAGGAAUGAGAAAAGCCAAUGGAAGAUGGCUCUACAAUAGGUCCAUUAUAAUAUCUAAAUAUUAAAAGUUAUUAUACAUAAAUGGAACAUAAGGGUGCAGACCGACAAGUAAAUGAGUUUGGCUCUCUGCAGAAAAUUCACAGACAAAGGUUUACCAUACCUGCACUCUUGCAAAGGCUGUCACAAGAUCAUCUGUUUGGAAAUUCCAGGUUGCAUUCAGGUUUCUGAUGUCUUCAAAAAUAUUGCCAAUGGCUGCAAUUGGAUUCAAGAUUUGCUAAUCAGCCAACUGUUAACUCUUAAAGACUGUAUUUAACCUCUGGUUGAAAAAUAUUGACAGGUAAUGUCUGUUGUCUUUCUUGACUCUCCAAAACUUUCUGACACAACUUUUAGAGCCCUUGCAGAAUGUAAACUUUUGAAGGUCAGCAUUGAAGGGAAUAACCAAAAUGCUGAUUUAAGUUUCAAGCUGAUGAGUAAAUGCUGCCCAUACAUGAGGCACAUUCAUGUGGUCGAUUGCCAGUGGAUUACAGAGGUUGGUAUUAAGAUGAUUUCACCAUUGAAGCAUAUUCUCGUACUGAAUAUGGCAGGCUGCACAAGGAGUACUCUGGUCAACAAAAAUUUGAAAUCUGUGGAUUUGCACAAAGCUGUUGAAAGGGCUGUUCAAGUCACUUUUGAGAGUGACAGCACCAUUUCAAAUGUUGGCUCGAGAGUCCUUGGCUGCCAUGGAAAAAUAUUGGAACUUUCUAUAUCACAAUGCAAAAACUUCAGCGACAAUGGGAUUCAAUUCUGCAAGCACACAGAAUACCUGGAACACUGCCAUGUCUCUUACUGCCCUCAGCUGACAGAUGAAGCUGUGAAAACAAUGGCAUUUCACUGCCACAGACUGACAUCUCUCAACAUAGGAGGUUGCCCAAAGAUUAUUGACACAUGUAUCCAACACUUGGCUGCAGCCCGCCAUUAUCUCCCCUUCUUGGACAUCUCAGGUUGCAUUCAUCUUACUGACAACCUGGAAUAUCUUUAGAAAGGCUGUGAGCAACUCCAGAUUCUCACAACACUGUACUGUAGAAAAAUUACCAAGAAAAUAUUUCCUAACCUUACUUCAGACCAAGCUGUUUGGAAAUACGCAGCUGAACUGGAGAAACAGGAACAUAAUGAUGCUGACCACCCUUCCUGGAUUGGAUAUGACAGGGACGGUAACAUAACCACCUUCACCAAAAAACACAGAUCAGAGCCUGAAAAAACAAAUUCUUCAAAAUGA
Camarhynchus parvulus is the source of this 1785-nucleotide messenger RNA. RefSeq names its product F-box and leucine rich repeat protein 13 (gene FBXL13). Gene Ontology annotation, cellular component: SCF ubiquitin ligase complex. The record is from RefSeq and is a predicted model, not a curated record. Gene Ontology annotation, biological process: SCF-dependent proteasomal ubiquitin-dependent protein catabolic process. NCBI's taxonomy places the organism in Eukaryota, Metazoa, Chordata, Aves, Passeriformes, Thraupidae.